Molecule: messenger RNA, 1608 nt
Organism: Zychaea mexicana
Lineage: Eukaryota; Fungi; Mucoromycota; Mucoromycetes; Mucorales; Lichtheimiaceae
Exons: 2
Coding region: 55-1320 (421 amino acids)
Biological process (GO): receptor recycling; endosome organization; retrograde transport, endosome to Golgi
Cellular component (GO): recycling endosome; trans-Golgi network; early endosome
Source: RefSeq, a predicted model, not a curated record
CUCUUUUCCUUCUCUCUUUCUCCUCUCACACACAAACUAACACAGACCGGUUCCAUGUCGGGCAGUUUUUCUUACACCGCCCAAGUGCAAGGAUGGCUGAUGAAGCAGAGACAUGGAAUCUGUAAAUCGUGGCUUCGACGCUUCUUUGUCCUGGACGGCAAUGAACUUCGAUACUACAAGAACGAGAUGGACAGUAUCCCGCAGUGCGUGAUCAACCUUGAGAACUAUCAAGUCGUCAUCGACGUCAUUCCCAUCGCCCUCCCUCUCAUUCUUAAGAAACAGCCGCAGCGCCAAUAUACAUUUUUACUACUAUCGAACGACAAGCAAAAGACCGAACGGUCAGAUUUGUUUCUGCAAGCCGAGACCAAAGAAGAGCUGGAUAUCUGGGUCAACGCUUUGCAAUUGCACCAAAUGAACGAUUCAACGAGCGUCUUGGACAAAUGGCUGGAACGAUUAGAUGACAUGCACAGCACAACUCCACCACAAGCUCCACAUUCCGCAUCAGCCUCUACUUCGGCCUCGUCUGCGUUUUUGUCGCCAACAAAACAACAGCGCCAUAAUAAUCAUCAUCAACAUCAUCAGACACGACCACCUCUGCGAGGACAUCGUUCUUCUGAAUCACUUGCUAGUAGUGUAAGCUCAGCGGGUUCACACUCUACAGUCACGACGAGCCAUCGGUCCUCAUUUGCUGAGCUUCGACGAACAUCGAAUCCAUCGACCCUGUCGUCUGCAACAUCUUCACCCUCGACUGCAAAGGAUAACAAGUUCUUUGCAAACUUGUUUCACCACUGGCCGCGAUCAAAAUCGCCUGCCCGUGGCGCUAGUCCAUCGCCACCUCCUCCAUCGAGGGAUGGGUUCUAUGACGACCGACAGCAAGAACAACAAGAGGAGCAUCAGCAAGGGUCAUCAGAAGCGGUUGUAAUUGCUCCUGCGCUCCCUAUCAUCCAUCCUAGUGAAUACAAUAAAAUGUACGAGGAAGAUGAUGACGAAACGAGCAGCAACAACGAUGCUACACCAAUGACAACAUCGUCGUCUUCAUCAGAAUCCUUGUCGUCAAACAAUAAUAGCAACAACAGCAACGAUACUAAUAGUAAUGACAUGAAGAAGGCGAAGCGCCAAUCGUUGGCCUCAAGACGUAACAUUCAGGUUGAACCCAUCACAAACCCGAAUCGGCUUUCACGUGGCAGAUCAUGUUCCUCCUUGGUCAUGUCAGAUAGUAGCACUGAUUCGAUUGUCGAUCGUUUCCCACGUGUAUUGACAACUCCCACAUUGGGCGCAAGCAGAGUCAAUGGUGCCUCGCUUGAUCAGCCGGCCAAUUGAUUUUGUUGCUUUGCUCCUGCUAUGACCAACCACUACGCGUACCGACUUAUAAUGUAUAUAACAUCAGACACAUCAAGAAACUACAACCACCCCGUAAUAUUAGUCCUUUAUUCUCACUAUUUUUUUCUUAUCAAACAGUAACGUUCUCCCACUAAUGCUACUGUUGCUUUCUUUUCCCCCGUCCUUCCUCCCAACUCUAAAUUAAAGCAUCACAUCAUCACCAUCAGACAAGACAAGACGCAGCAUAUAUCAUAAAUCAUCAUUACUAGUAUUAAAAGCAAAAAAAAA